This is a messenger RNA of Wasmannia auropunctata (little fire ant), 3287 nucleotides long. It is a transcript of the gene centrocortin, whose product is annotated as cerebellar degeneration-related protein 2. Lineage: Eukaryota; Metazoa; Arthropoda; Insecta; Hymenoptera; Formicidae. Bases 245 to 2461 code for a protein of 738 amino acids. The record is from RefSeq and is a predicted model, not a curated record. The transcript is spliced from 7 exons.
CGUCGCGAGCAAGCGAUAGAUUGUCGCCCGGUGGUCGUUUUCGCGCGGUUUUCGCGGGGAUCCUCGCGCGAUCGGACGUCGCGCGCGUUGAACGCGAGGUUAAUUGUCGGCUUUGAUUCUCUCGAGUGUAUAGGACCCGCGAGAGGACCUUCUCCGAGAGGAUUCACCGGCGACACAGGUGGUUACAUACACGCGCGAACGCGAGGUCUCUAUUUACUCCCGACAAGAUCGUCCGCAUCAGCCAAUGGCGACUUCCCAGGAUCUGGAGGACGACUGGACCAUGCUCUGCCACGACCCCGACAGCUGGACGCGGAACGAUCUACAGUUGGCGGCGGAGCUCGGCAAGACCCUCCUGGAACGGAAUAAGGAGCUAGAGAACAUCAUCAAGCUGCACCAGGCUACCGUGGAGGAGCAGACGCAAGAAAUCGAGUACAUGAAAAAGCAGACUGCCGCCCUGAGGGAGGUGAACAAUACACGGCUGAAAGUAUACGAGCAGCUGGAAGUCAGCGUGCAGGAUCUGGAACGUGCGAAUCAUCACCUGGUGAUCGAGAACACGAGCGAUAAGAAGCUGAUCAAGAGCCAAUCCGUGACUAUCGAGAAUCUGGAAAUAAGAUGCGAGGAGCUGCAGAAGAAGAUUGACGACCUGACCGAACAACUGCGCCAGCAUGCCGCGAGCCCGUCGAGGAGUAGCGCGCAACAGCAGCAUCAGCAGCAGCAACUGCAGCAGCAACAGAGCGCCGAUUGGGAGACUUCGGACACGCUGCAAGGUGGCAGCGAGAAACAGAGAGCUGCCCCGAGCUCGCCGAAGCCCUCCCAGGAGACAACCGAGGCGACCGCGGCGAGCGACGAGGAGAUGACCGCGUUGCUGCGGCAGCUGCAGGACGCUCGCAAUCAGAGGGCCAGGGAGCAGAAGAAGGUGACGGAGCUCAGUCAGCAGCUGACCACCUUGCUGCAAGAGAACAGCGCGCUGGAGGAGCAAUUAACGGAGUUGCGUAACAAGGCGCAAGACGUGAAGAGUCUGCAAGACGAGAUUAGCACCUUGGAGGAAGUCAGACGAGGUCAAUUGUGCGGACGUUGCCUGCGCGGCAUGGACACGAGGACGCACGACGAGCUUUCGAUAAUGCUGGAUCAGGAAGAGUUUGACGACAUAAGUAUGGCCGAGUCGUUAAUCAGCGAGAAUCAGCGCGACUCCGAAAUGACUGUGCAGGAUACAGGCAACAAAAAUGAAGGUACCGACGAACUGGACAGCGCGAAUCCUUAUCGAGUCUUGGUAGAGAAGUAUCAGGCGCUGUUGGAGGUGCAGAGACACUGUCAGCCCCGUCGCAAGGACGCCACGCCCGCGAUGUCGUUGCAGGAGGAGCUGGAGAUGUCCGGGGAGUUUAACAAUUUCUAUCCCGCCGCUUCCGAGGUCGCCGCGGCCCCAGAAUCGGCCAAGACCGCCUCGCGAGCGAAACCCGAGAGCCAAGCCGGCAAGAAGCCCUUCUCGGCCACCCCGACAGACUUCUCCGAGGCCGAGACGUCGUCCUCGGGUUUCUCGGACGAGACCAGCAACAAGGCGACGCAGACGGACGACCGACCGGGCUCGUUCCUGUGCUCCAUCGCCGACGGCGAGGACUGCAAGUUCAGUAUCUACGACGACAACAGCCCAUUCGAGAGCAGAUUCCGCAAGACGCCCGAGUACCGACAGCUGUUCAGCGAGAUCUUCAGCGUUCUGAAACGGGCGGCCGAGGCGAAGGACGAGGGCGAGAAGCUGCCGCUGCUGGACGAUCCCGCCCCGUUGCAGCCGAAGUACGACCCGUCGUUUCAGGAGGAUUUGCAGAGCGAGGCGACGGACGACAAUCAGAGCGUCAUGUCCUCCAUGGUGUCCUCGGUGGUCUCGGAGCCGGUCUUCAGGGUGCAAACCGCCAGCCCGGCCAACAUCCCGAAGGACGGCAAACAACAGUCCGACGGCAAGAGGUCCAGCAACGCCGCCGCCACCGCGAGUCAACAGCCCGCGAAGGACGCGAGCUGCAGAAUGGAUUACGUGUCCCUUAACUUGCGCGUCCGCAAGAAGUCCGCGGCGAAGAAGAACGCCGUCAAGAAGGCGCAGCAGAAUGACCGGACGGCGCCGGACGUAAUACCCACGACGAAUCCGAAAUUCGUGCCGGCCAAGUCCAGCGGCGGCCGAAGGAGAUUCAAACCGUUCAACCCCGCCGACUACGAGCACUCCGGUGCGUUGAACGGCCAGCACACCGCGUACCCGAAUCGGUCGAGGGACAGGAAGCUGUUCGGUCCCGCGCGCGGCACGAACGAUCAGCAGCAGCAGCAGCAGCACAACAAUUACGAGUACAAGGACUUCAAACCCAGCACCGCGUCGGAAGAGGUGGCUCGGCUGAAGCGAUUAGAGCUGUCUUACGCGGAGGUUCUUCGCACGCCUAACAACAAAUCCAGAGCCAAUAAUCAUCAUUAUCGUAGGAACUAAACGAGGACGAAUGAAAGACGAGCGUGAGGCGAAGCCCGUACAAGAGUUUAGAGUUUUGUAUUUCGAUUUCGCGCAAUUGCGUGCGUAUCCCGAGGUAGAUCUGAUCUCCGCAUCAAUUCAUCCCGCGACGAGAUCCAGUAUUGUUUUGUACUUUCUUGUAAAUAUUUCGACGACGCGGAUACACGUGUAGCGGCAUGUUUCUAUAGGCACUAAUUAAUGUGUCCGCGUUAGUUUUUUAAGUUCGAAUAUUUCGUAUCUUAUUGUAUAUCCCCCUUCCCUCUCCUUCCACGCGGUGAACAUACGACGACGAGUAUCGAUCCCCCUUCCCUGCCCUCCGUCCCCCGUGGCACCGUCGUCGUCAGUCGUUACGGAGAAGAGAAAAAAUUUUAUCCAUGUGCCAUUUACUCUCCGUGUCAAAAAAAAAAAAUAUAUCAACUUCCGACUUUGAAAACUUGCACUACUCUUCGAUAACGUAUAUCUUUUUUUCCCCCGGGGAGGUAGUGCAUGUCAGCAGACGCAUGCGUGGUGUGUUAGCUUUUGUAUUUUAUAGUGUAUGAAUAUUGUGAUGAUGUUGUACGUAUAAAUAAAUAAAUUCUUUAUCAUAUUAAGACACUUCCCUCUCUCGCGCUCUAUCGAGCACGUAAUUUAUCGUAAUACGGAUCCUCAAUGAGAAAACAAAAUUUAUCCAGUAUCCUUGCUCCUGCGUAAAUUUGUAGCAUAGGAGCACGAAAACAAUAUCACUUGUCCAACAUAUAGAUAUACAUGAAAUAUAAUCUUUGAAAUCUGAAACUAUGAAGAUCACGUAUAUUAAAACUUGAAUAAGUUA